UUUUCUGAAUGUGGAAGUGUUGUCCGAGUGUGGCGAUCGUCCUCUGUAAGGGUUUUGAAUCGAUAGCGAUCAGAUUAGAGAAUUUAGGAGGCGGAUGUUGGUUGAUGGCUGUAGGACUGCACUUAUGAUGCCGGAUUAGGUACUUAUGAGCAUCGCUGUUUCUUACUGCUCCAGAUGAAGAGCGUGAGUUGAGCCAUCAGUCGAGAAACUCUUGGGGUCUUGGAUUUUUCUGUAAUUGGUCUUGGGAUUAUGCUUUUUCUUUUGAUCGGCUUAUUCUUUGUAUUGAUCGCGAGUGUUUUGUGGUUGAGCCCAACGGGCGCAAGAAGAUUCACGUGGCCGAACCCACUUUGCCGGUUCUUCUUGUUAUCAACGUUUUAUGAUUGUUGCAUUCACGAUGUUACGAACACAACAGAUUUUGGUGAGGUUUUGCUGGAAUGUGAUUUUCUAUAUGCUUGAUUUCAUACUUCCAUAACUUUGUCAUAUCCAGGCUGCAUCAUCUGGGACCUUUAGUUAUGGUCUGUAAUUGUCCACUCCUAACUUAUACGCAACUUACUUUUGGAAUAAAUUACUUAACAUGGAUGCAACUAAAACCACAUUUUUUUUUAUUUCUGAGGAUACAACUGAAUGAUUUCUCAAAUGUGGUUAUAACUAUCAGAAAGUAACUAGACGUGCUUAGUCAUCCCCAUUGUACUUGUGAAGUUCCAAUUGCAGCUUUCACUUUGCAAUAUUUCAAGUAUCCAUGCUCUUAAUUUGUUACACUAUUUUGGCGACUAAAUAAUUUUACCUUACCUUUUUUCUCCUGGGACAUUGCCUUCACUUUUCUUAUGCUCUUUUCCAGAUUGAAAAUCAUCCUGGUCGUGGGGCAUUUUCUCAAGUGACAAUUCAAUUCUAGUUUUAUGAUCAUGUGUCCUCUGGCAGCUGAACCUCUGGCCGACAUUAAGUAUGAUUGUUCUGAUGAGGAAGUGUUCAAGUCCUUGGAGUGCAUUACAAGUGGAAAUUCUCUUCCUGGGAAUGUAAUCCGUGAUAUAAAUCCCUACUGCUAUCGGCCUGAAAAUUUACCUGGUAAUAUUUGGUACCUGACAUGUUCGGGGGAUAAUAGAGCUCCAGAGAAUGGAUUCUGGAAGCCCAAAGGGAAUCCCCUUAGGGUACCUUUAAAUUCCUCCAUUAGCGGCUUGAAAACAACUCUCGAAUUCUGUGAUCGACAAGCUUUGGAGGGUUUUAAAACCGAUUGGAUAAUGCAGGAGUACAAAAUAACAUGGAAUGGGUCAAACUGUGACACCAGGGCGAAGGCAGUCAAUUCACUUUGCAGAGUUUUCCAAGAACGUGUUUAUGUAGUUGACCAGAAAAUGGCCCGUACAUUUGAUGGUUCUGACAUCACUAGAGGAUGCAACCUCCUGUCAACUGCUUUGCUUGCCAUUACCUCCAGGAGCAAUACUGAACAAGGAUCCACAAGUGACCACCAGGUCGUUGCAGCAGAUAUUCCUCAGAACCAUCCUAUGGAAAACCUGCAUGCAAAUGUUGAUGCCUUGGAUGACUUCUUGGAGCUGCGGGAUCUUGAUAUUCCUCAGUCACCUUCCUCUAGUUCAGACAAUUCUAGUUGCUUGACCAAGUCAUCAGAUGAAUAUUUUGAUUCAUUGGCCCUUUUGCAAGACAUUGAGGCUGAACAGCUCCGAGAGGUGCAGCAGAAGGAUGCUCAUGCGAAGCUCAGUGUGUCAACUGUUAAACCAUCCAAUGUGGUUACACAUGAAGUGACUUCAGGAUCAUUUACCAGUCAUGAACGGGAAGACAUGCCCAAAACUGGUUCCUCUCUUUGCGAUACAGCUUCAGCUAUAGGAAGUAAAGCAGCAAAGAAGAGGAAUCUGAAGCAUGUAGUUGGAGAUGGGAAAAGCCAAUCUGGUUGCGAAAAUAUUGCAUCCCGUGCUUCAACAAGUGAAAAUACUUCAGCCUUGGAAAGGAGAAGGAAGUCUGAUAAGAAAACCAAUAUGUUGAAGAAGUUGUGCUUCAUACCAUUUCCCUUCCUGUUCUGAUCCUUACCCUUUUGGAGUUUCUUUUCCUGCCACUUAAUCAUAUUAAUCAAGAACACGGUGCUCUCUGUAUGAUUAUAGCGGUAGCAAUAUGCAGGGAUAGGUAUACAAAAUGGUCUUUAGCUGAUUUAAGAGGUUAGGGUACAUUGAGAAGAGAAUACGACCUGAUUGAUGGCCACAAGAGUAGUAGAUUGGAUACAAUAGCAAAUGGAUGGGGACUUGAUAACUUUGUUGUGAUGUAUGUGUGAAUAAUGGAAAGUAGUUAUUUCCAUCUCCUUGUACUUAGUCUACCAAUGUCAAUUACAAAUAUUAAUAGGAUUGGUCUGUGUAUAUUGUACUGAAAUUUCGAGUAUUGAGGU
This is a messenger RNA of Rhodamnia argentea, 2383 nucleotides long. Its product is annotated as NAC domain-containing protein 83-like. Gene Ontology annotation, molecular function: DNA binding. The transcript is spliced from 5 exons. The record is from RefSeq and is a predicted model, not a curated record. Lineage: Eukaryota; Viridiplantae; Streptophyta; Magnoliopsida; Myrtales; Myrtaceae. Gene Ontology annotation, biological process: regulation of DNA-templated transcription. The coding region runs from base 897 to 2027 and encodes 376 amino acids.